This is a messenger RNA of Monodelphis domestica (gray short-tailed opossum), 2207 nucleotides long. It is a transcript of the gene PSMD9, whose product is annotated as proteasome 26S subunit, non-ATPase 9. Gene Ontology annotation, biological process: proteasome regulatory particle assembly. NCBI's taxonomy places the organism in Eukaryota, Metazoa, Chordata, Mammalia, Didelphimorphia, Didelphidae. Gene Ontology annotation, molecular function: protein binding. The record is from RefSeq and is a predicted model, not a curated record. Gene Ontology annotation, cellular component: nucleus; cytoplasm.
UCCCCCUUCCCGUUCCUGAAUCUCGCGCAGAGGAGUUUUGACCCGCGGGAGGAACCGUAGUUGUCGUUCUUGCCGGGAACGGGUGACUCGGAGAUGUCGGAGAGGAAAGAGUCUGGAGACAAGAGGGGCCAGCCGUCGAGUCCUCGGCAGGCCCCGGUGACCAUCAGCGACGUGCAGGAGCUGGUGAGGCGGAAGGAUGAGAUCGAGGCGCAGAUCAAGGCCUACUAUGAUGUAUUGGAGGACCAAAAAGGAGUUGGGAUGAAUGAACCUCUGGUUGACAUCGAGGGAUAUCCUCGUGCAGACGUUGAUGUGUAUCAAGUUCGUACAGCAAGGCACAACAUUAUCUGUCUGCAGAACGACCACAAAGCCCUGAUGAAGCAGGUAGAAGAAGCCUUGCACCAACUCCAUGCCAGGGGAAAAGAGAAGCAAGCAAAGGAUGCAGCUGAGGCACAGAAUGAGGCUAUGAACCAGGGCCAGGGCUCAAGCUGGGGACCAAGUCCGAGCUUCUCUCAGCCUUUUGCAAAAGUGAACAGCAUCAGCCCUGGCUCUCCCGCCAGCAAUUCGGGUCUCCAAGUGGAUGAUGAGAUUGUGGAGUUUGGCUCAGUCAAUACCCACAACUUCCAGAAUCUGCAGAACAUCGGAACAGUGGUCCAGCACAGUGAAGGGCAUCCUUUGAAUGUGACUGUGCUCCGGAGAGGCGAGAGGCUCCAACUUAGACUUGUUCCAAUGCGCUGGGCUGGGAAAGGAUUGCUAGGCUGCAAUAUUAUUCCCUUGCAAAGAUGAUUGCCCUUCAGGACCAAUGAAAAAGAGGACCCUCCCUUCCCAUCCCCCGGACUGGGAGGUGGUUUGAAUGUCCCCAUCUUCCGCUCCUGCUGGAGCGUAAGGAUUUGAAAUGGGUUUGGAUGGGUGAACUCUCAGAUGCUGGAAAUGCUCCUCCAACAAGGGUUGUGACCAACACAGGCUUCCUGGAUGAAAGUGUGGUUAAAAUCUCAUAUUUGCUUAGCAUCUCUUGUAAUUUAUGCCUUGGUCUUUAAUGAAAAUUAUUUUUGCUUGUGGGUCAGUGGACAGGAAUUUAAUUUGACAGUAUUUAUAUUCUUAGAAGUUGCUUUAAUUUUAAUUUUUUUUAUUUUAAUUAAAAAAUUUAAAACUUUAGAUAAGGGGAUUAUUUGCAGUACACUAUUUUGUCCUGAUACAUAUAUAUGUAUAUAUCAUAAAAACAUACAAUCCAUCUAAACCAAAGCAUACACGGCUAGAAUCUUCCCAUAGAAACUCGUAUAUGAGAAGCUGCCAGUAGAGAUGAAUUGCUCAAGUUAUACAUUGAUUUCCAAGGUGUAUCAUCUUUUCCUACUAUUGAAAGCAGAGUAUGAUCAUAUUUAAGCUGAAGGGGGGUGGAUUCUCUGGAGCAUGAAUGGCUGGGUUGGGGUAUGGUAAAUCUUGAGUGUUGAGGUUUACAUGUGCAACCUCCAAACAGUUUGUAAACAUGGACCAAUUCUCUGACUUUUGGGGAAGGUGCUCAAUCAUAAUGGGACAUGCCAGUCUUUUGCCUCCACAAGGGGGCAGCAGGGUCUCCUAUUUCUGCAGUCUGGGUCAGAGAAAUCCACAUUUCCCUGCCUGGGUUAUCUGUCUCUUCCAUCCCAGCCAGUCUCUCAAGUGGUAGGAUGGCACUUGUGAACAUGGGCAGUGACAUUAACCGAUGGGAACCUGAAAGCUUGAAGUUUGGACCUUUGCUAAGUGUCUGAAUUUUUUAAACAGGUACUCUAAUAACUAGAAAUGAUUUUAAGUGACUCGCUCAUCCCUGUAGCUAUUCUGCUCCUUCCAGUGUACAAGUACAAGAUCUGUUUCUUCAUGGAAGAAAAGACAAUUGAGUUGAGGUUAGGCCGAGCCAUUGUUUACCAUCGGAAUAUCUAUCUAUGUAGCCGACAUGUCAUCCCUCAUUGAUGAAGUGUGAAGACUCAGGUGACGCACUGGGAGCCAUUUAGUUCUCAUACUCAAUUGGAAGUUUACUGUUCAGCAUUUUUCCCCAUAUGGAGAAACUGGGCCCCAACCUGUGUUCCUUCCAGAGCUAAUCUUCUAUUGUAACUUCGGACAUGCUGUGUUUACCAGUGUUUUGCCGUUUGAAUUGCAAGCAUUCUCACUACUCCAAGUGUUUUCAGAUCCCUUUUGCCUACGUCCCAGACAGUUUAAUAAACUCAGCCUAUGCCAUCCUG